This is a messenger RNA of Aaosphaeria arxii CBS 175.79, 1089 nucleotides long. RefSeq names its product protocatechuate 3,4-dioxygenase beta subunit. The record is from RefSeq and is a predicted model, not a curated record. NCBI's taxonomy places the organism in Eukaryota, Fungi, Ascomycota, Dothideomycetes, Pleosporales. The transcript has 3 exons. Gene Ontology annotation, molecular function: oxidoreductase activity, acting on single donors with incorporation of molecular oxygen, incorporation of two atoms of oxygen; ferric iron binding. Bases 1 to 1089 code for a protein of 362 amino acids.
AUGAAGUUCUCUGCUCUGCCCGCUCUUCUCGGCGCCAUCCUCGUUGCUCAGGAGGCUAUUGCUCAUCCCGGAGAGAGUGCAGCAGAACAUGCACAAGAGAUUGCUGAGCGCAAUGCCUACUUCAAGACUCACAAGCGAUCUCUCGCCCACUGCGCUGAAAAGCUGAAAGCACGUGGCAACGAUGCGGCCAUGCAUGCUCGCCGCAGUGCCAUGGUCGAUGGCCUUCGUAAGAAGCGAUCCAUAAGCCAAGAAAAGCCUUAUCUCCACGCUCGCGACGCAGAGGAAGUUCUUAACAAGAACCAUAAGAGCAACUUGACAAAUGUCCACCCCGACACCGACCCGGCCAUCCUCUUCGCUGGUAACAACUCUUGCGUCUUGACCCCUGAGACCACGCAAGGACCGUACUGGGUUUCCGGAGAACUCAUUCGUCAGGACAUCCACGAGAACCAGGAAGGUGUCCCAUUGACAUUGGACAUUCAGAUCAUCGAUACCAACACCUGCGAGCCUGUCCCUAAGGCGUACCUCGAGAUCUGGCACUGCAACAGCACGGGUGUUUACUCCGGCGUCAACGCAAAUGGCAAUGGCAACACCAACGACACGUCGAACUUGGACAAGACCUUCAUGCGAGGUGUGCAGCUGUCCGAUGAUAGCGGUGUUGUGACCUUCAACACUCUCUUCCCAGGGCACUACACUGGUCGUGCAACUCACAUCCACGUCAUGUCACACUUGAACGCCACGACCUUGCCCAACAACACCAUUUCCGGGGGCUCAAUUACCCAUGUCGGCCAGACAUUUUUCGACCAGGACCUCAUCUCUUUGGUCGAGGAGACUGAUAUUUACGCCAGCAACACCCAGGAAUUGACAACCAAUGCAGACGACACAAUUUUCUCGGGUGAAGCCGAUGGCUACGAUCCCGUCGUUGAGUAUGUGCUCCUCGGUGAGGAUGUCUCGUGUGGUGUUUUCGGCUGGAUCGCGUUCGGUAUGGACUCCACGGCUGCCUACAACAUCAGCGCCGCCGCCUACUGGACCGAGAAUGGCGGUGUUGUCAACUCUGAUGCUGCUUCAACUUCCACUCGUUUAUCUUCAUAA